Messenger RNA from Oncorhynchus mykiss (rainbow trout), 2004 nucleotides. It is a transcript of the gene mfap3l, whose product is annotated as microfibril associated protein 3 like. The record is from RefSeq and is a predicted model, not a curated record. NCBI's taxonomy places the organism in Eukaryota, Metazoa, Chordata, Actinopteri, Salmoniformes, Salmonidae.
UAAUUUGACUAGGGUAGGGAAGCUGAACGCUGCAGCGAACGAAUGUUGUGUCAAGCCGCCAGCUGAGCAAAAGACAAGAGAUUUGAGGAUGUCGAAUAAAUAGCGGAACGCAACGGUGUCCGAAAGACAGACGGCGUUCUCCUUCUUGACCGCAUAACGAUACAACAUCUUUAGUACCUAGCUCCGCAAACAUAACAGUGGACGACUAUUGUUGGAAUGCUUCAAGAUUUGGAGCAGAAUACCAAAUUGCCUUUCAUUACCGCAAUCAGGAGAUAGCCAGUAUGUGUUGAACAUGAAGACGCGAGUGGCAUGACAAACUAUCCUCGGGGGAAAGGCACGGUCAGGAAGAAGGGGAAAAAAUGAGUCGGUCAAGUGGCUACGGUUUUAGCCUCUUGCUACUGUCCACUAUCAGCCUCUACACCGCCGGGGUUCUAUCGGCGGUUUCAGAUAGAAACAGCACAGAAAACGGCACGGUGGCAGAUGGUGGAUUUGUCCCCCUGGUGUUCUCGAAAGUAAGCCAGAUCAUCGCCCGCGAAGGUAACUGCGCGCUGAUUGAUUGCAACGUCACUGGAGAGCCUGUACCGAAUAUACAGUGGUUCAACUCGCAUGGAGACCUGCUGGACACGGAGACAAGUGACAAGUGGUUGCUGACGGACGAUGGCAUCCUCAACAUCACAGAGAUCACGUUCGCCGACCGUGGCAAGUACACGUGCAUGGCGUCCAACGUGCACGGCAGCGCCAACUGCACAGUGACCAUGCGCGUGGUCCUGCACAGCGGGGACCUGGGGGCCUACUACGUUAUCGUGUGCCUCGUCACCUUCACCAUCAUCAUGAUCCUCAACAUCACGCGCCUCUGCAUGAUGAGCAGCCACCUGAAGAAGACUGAGAAGGCCAUCAACGACUUCUUCCGCACUGAGGGCGCCGAGAAGCUCCAGAAGGCGUUUGAAAUCGCCAAGCGUAUCCCCAUCAUCACGUCAGCCAAGACCCUGGAGCUGGCCAAGGUGACCCAGUUCAAGACCAUGGAGUUUGCCCGCUACAUCGAGGAGCUGGCCCGCAGCAUCCCGCUGCCCCCGCUCAUCAUGAACUGCCGCACCUUCAUGGAGGAGAUCCUGGAAGUGGUGGGGGUUGAGGAGAUGAGGCACACGUUCCUCCGCCAGGCCCCAGAGGGGCACCACAUGGGCGGGGCAUUGGGAUGCCGGGCGGCCCUGGUGCAGGGGGCCCUGGUCGGGGUGGGGCCCGGCGACGUCUUCACCAUCCUCCGGGAGAGAGAGAGGGAGCGAGAGAGGGAGCGUUCUGGAUCCCCUGCAGCGGAUUCUGACGACGCGUCGUUGCACGAGCAGCCUCAGCACAUCGCCAUCCAGGUGUCCAUCCACCCCCCGCUGCCCAUGGAGGCCCCGGCUCUGGCCGAGGCCACACCUUCAUCUCCUCCGCCAUUGGCUCCCCUGCACCUAGAGGAGGAGCAAGAAGAGCAGGGUUCUGAGCUGGAGCAGGAGCCAGUGGAGGAGGCGGCAUUGGGGGUGGAGCUGGAGGCGGAGCCAGAUCCAGAGGUUACUACUAAGCUACAGCCUGGUCAGGUGAUUUACGAAAGCUAUGUGUAAACAACAGGAGGGAAAAAAAGAAUGGGAUGAACGAUCCUGUCCUAUGCAUUUCCCUCCCCCACCCUCAAAAACAUAGAAUAUGUCAAGAAAAGGUCAUUUUAUUUCACUUCUCAACAGAACUAGCUUAAAACUGGAACCUAGAUACUACGUAUGUAGGUCCAUCUGGAUUAUAUUCUAAUAACCUAGUCUGGAUUCCAAUAAAUCAACUUGAUAAGACAUUGAGUAUAAUCAUCAUCCUUCAUGCUUAUGGAUCUUCAUGUUGAAUAUAUUGUGGCUGGAGAGGAUAACCAACAAGCGAUAUGCGUAAGUAUAAAGCAUUGUAAAGGGCCAUUUAAUUAGUAUUAGUAAGCAGACGAAAGAGCUGUUUGUUUUUCGAUUCAAGCAUUUCCUCAAUCGAUUUCAGGAA